UAACAAGGUCACAUGUUAACUGUAACAAAGGUGUAGUAUAAAAACUCUGUGUUACUGACACAGACAACAGUGAGGUCUAAACUGAAGGUGGCUACAGACGUAACAAGACAGCUGUUUUAACAAAAUAUUAGAUUAUCUGGAAGAGCCAGGUCAUGAAGAUGCAUCAGUGUGCUGUGAUUUUUCUGCUGGUCUUGUGUGCUUCAUUAUCCACUGAUGCUCAACCAGCAGAUGUAAGGCAACGUUAUGAGAAAUUUCUCAAGCAGCAUGUGUAUGGCAACAUGAAUGAGCGUAUAUGUGACCGUGAGAUCAGCAAAAGACACAUCACACAACCCAACACUGACAACGGCUGCAAAGAUGUUAACACCUUCAUACUUGCAAAUAAAGACACAGUUAAAGCCGUUUGUACUGGUGGUGGAACCAUAUAUAAUAAAAAUAAGGACCUAUAUAUGAGCACCCAACCUUUUGCUGUGGUUACGUGUUCGUUAAAGAGUGGGGCUAGACACCCAAAAUGUUCGUACAGAGGUAAUAAAUCUACUCGUAAAAUUGUUGUGGGGUGUGAACAGGGCUGGCCAACACAUUAUGAUGAAGGCAUAAUUGUAUAGAUUUCAGGCUGAAUACAGCAUCAUAAUAAAUUGUACAUGACUUUAAAAAUCCAAAUAAUAUAAAAUAUAUUAUAGAUAAAACAUGAAUGAUAAAGAAUAUAAUGUAUAAGAAAAGAAAUGCCAUAUUUUGUUUUGACAGACCUCAAAUGUUCCAAACUGUAAAUAAUUGUAAUAAAUAAAUAAUUGUAUAAAAUACAUUA
Triplophysa dalaica is the source of this 802-nucleotide messenger RNA. RefSeq names its product ribonuclease like 3 (gene rnasel3). Bases 153 to 602 code for a protein of 149 amino acids. The record is from RefSeq and is a predicted model, not a curated record. Gene Ontology annotation, molecular function: RNA nuclease activity; nucleic acid binding. NCBI's taxonomy places the organism in Eukaryota, Metazoa, Chordata, Actinopteri, Cypriniformes, Nemacheilidae. The transcript has 3 exons. Gene Ontology annotation, biological process: defense response to Gram-positive bacterium; angiogenesis; defense response to Gram-negative bacterium.